Messenger RNA from Linepithema humile (Argentine ant), 1965 nucleotides. RefSeq names its product tubulin alpha chain, testis-specific-like. Gene Ontology annotation, biological process: microtubule cytoskeleton organization; mitotic cell cycle. Gene Ontology annotation, cellular component: microtubule; cytoplasm. The record is from RefSeq and is a predicted model, not a curated record. Lineage: Eukaryota; Metazoa; Arthropoda; Insecta; Hymenoptera; Formicidae. Gene Ontology annotation, molecular function: structural constituent of cytoskeleton; GTP binding.
GUGACUCUCUUAAUAUUUGUUACUUAAAAAAUUAUAUAAUUUAUAUAAUAAAUUUAUAUUAUAAAAGACAACUAGUAAUUCACUAGCAUGUGUCUUGUCUAUGCGGUAGAUAUUCUUAUAUUUAUGUAUUAUUUUGUAACUGUGUCUGACAAUCUGACGGUUAUAUAAAUAUUUGACGUGUGAUGAAGGAUUAAACAUAAAAUUGCAAAAUAAAUUAUAUGUUAUAUUAAAUUAAGAAAGAUGUAAUUUUGAUUUUUAUACUAACACGAAUACCGAGACAUAAUGCAUCCGACCUGAAAAUAUCUAGUGAUUGUAAAUAUUUACUAAAUGUCAAAGCAUACGUGAUUCUCGGUGUACAAUAUUGAUCUUAGAGAUCCUCUCUAAAUUGCAAAUAAACAUCUUUUAGUUAUUUCAACAUGGCCGAAAGAAAUUUUACAUAGAUUUUUGAACGGUUUUACAAACCAUGUGAAAUUUUUAAGUAAACAUUUUAUUAUGUUUAAAUCAGUCAUCGACAACAUUUGACCUGAUCAUUUUUGACAAAUAGAAAAUUUUAUAUGUCAGACAAACGCCUCAAUGAAUUCGUUUGAUGAAGUAGUUACGAUUUUUGUGGGUCAAGCUGGAACACAAGUAUCUAAUGCUUGUUGGGAGUUACUAUGUCUGGAGCACGGGAUUGAACCCAAUGGAUUUUUUAAUCGAGCAAAUGAAUCAUUGGAAAAAUCAUGCUGCGUGUUUUUCGAACCAUUACAAAGAAAAUUUUCACCGCGUACUGUAGUGGUUGACUUAGAGCCAACAGUAAUCGAUGAGAUCAGGAUUGGUCCUUAUAGAAACCUUUUCAAUUCACAUUCUUUAAUUACUGGCAAGGAAGAUGCUGCGAACAAUUUCGCAAGAGGUUUUCACUCGAUCGAUCGACAGAUGAAAGAUAUCAUACUCGAUCGUGUUCGCAUAAUGUGUGAAAAAUGUUCAAAUCUGAACGGAUUUAUAAUUUCUAGAGCAGUAGGUGGUGGUACUGGCAGUGGUCUUGCAACUUUAUUGCUAGAGUAUCUCAAUGAAGAUUAUGCUAAAAAAACCAAGUUGGAUUUUGCUAUUUAUCCCGCGCCGAAUAUCUCCACUGCAAUUGUGGAACCUUACAAUGCCAUUUUAACGACACACCACACUCUGGAUUACAAAGACUGCUGUUUUGUAACAGACAAUGAAGCGCUGUAUGAUAUCUGUAGGAAACUAGAAGUUCAGAGUCCAAUGUAUACGAAUCUCAACCGCGUGCAGGCACAAGUGUUUUCUAAUAUUACUGCGUCGUUGAGGCUCAACGAUUCUAGAAAUUGCAAUCUACAAGAAAUACAAACAAAUCUUGUACCAUAUCCAAGAAUACAUUUCCCGUUAAUUGCUUUCGCACCAAUUAUUUCUCCCGAGAAAGGGCAGUAUAACUUAUCGAUUCGGAAUAUUACGUACGACUGUUUCCAACCUGCUAAUCAAAUGUUGAGAUGCGAUCCACGCAAAGGAACGUAUAUAGCCUGCAGUCUGUUGUAUCGCGGAGAUGUAAACGUCUUUGAUGUUAAAGAUGCGAUUGCUUUUCUAAAAAACAAAGGAUCCAUACGCUUUGUUGAUUGGUGUAAAAAUUGUUAUAAGAUAACAAUUAAUCGUCAUCCGAUUGUUACGAUUCCCGGUGGUGAUUUAGCAAACAAAAAGCAAACAGUCACAAGCUUAUGUAAUAACACGAUUAUUAGGCAUGCUUGGACUAGACUUCUACGCAAAUUCGAUUUGAUGUAUCAGAAAAAAGCUUUCUUUCACCAUUAUCUAGCUGAAGGUAUGGAAGAAAAGGAUUUUCAAGAUGCUCGUGACAACAUAUGUACUUUAUUAGAAGAUUAUAUUCAGCUUGAAACUUAAACGCGUCAUGCUUUGUGUCAUUAUUCGUAUUUCGUUAAAAUUACACGAAAUUAUUAUAAAUAUAUAAAAAUAUUCACUUUUUGA